GUGAAGAGGAGGAGUAUACUUUUAGGAUUUCAAAUUUUCAAUUUGAGUUAGGGGGGUUAAAUUAUCUUACCGCCGAUGCAAACAAACCCCAAAAUUAGAAGAAUAUUCUUAUACCACUAACACGAUUUAUUCGAUGCCCCAUAAAUAACAUUCUUAAUUUGAAUAACCGACUGAGCCACGUGGCCGAAAUCCAUAUUGAAAACUCCAGCUAUCCCACGGUCCAAAUUCAACGUGCCCUCUUCAUCACCCAAUCCCUUUUCUACAAAGAAAACAAACCCCCUCCUCGAAAACAACAAUCUCAGAUUGGAACACACACAACACGCACUAAAAGAUAAAAAAAAAUCAGAAUCAAAUCGGAGAUGGGCGUGGUGAUAAUCGACGGCACGACGGUGAAGUCGUUCGUGAACGACGAGGCUCAUUUCCAGAAGAGCGUGGACGAGGCGUUCGCGUCGCUGGACCUGAACCACGACGGCGUGCUCUCGCGGUCGGAGCUCCGGCGCGCCUUCGAGUCGAUGCGGCUGAUCGAGACCGACUUCGGCGUGGACGUGGAGACGCCGCCGGAGGAGCUGACGAAGCUGUACGACUCGAUCUUCGCGAGGUUCGACUGCGACAACAGCGGCACCGUGGACGAGAAGGAGUUCAGGGACGAGCUCAGGAACAUCCUGCUCGCCAUCGCCGACGGCCUCGGCUCCAACCCCAUCCAGAUGGCGCUCGAGGACGGCGACAAGAAUCUCCUCAAGCAGGCCGCCGAUCUCGAGGCAUCCAAGAUUGCUAACCCUAAUUGAUCCAUGUUUCGGAUUUCACUUGUCAAUAAGUUGGUUGGGACUAUAACCAAUCCUUUUUUUUUUUUUUGCUUUCUGGCAAAGUGUGUUUGUAUGGUUGGUGUUGAGGCUUCCUUGUAACAUAAUGGAAUUUUACAUUUUUAUUUUA
Salvia miltiorrhiza (redroot sage) is the source of this 930-nucleotide messenger RNA. RefSeq lists its product as uncharacterized. Gene Ontology annotation, molecular function: calcium ion binding. The transcript has a single exon. Lineage: Eukaryota; Viridiplantae; Streptophyta; Magnoliopsida; Lamiales; Lamiaceae. The record is from RefSeq and is a predicted model, not a curated record. The coding region runs from base 360 to 785 and encodes 141 amino acids.